CCGGGGGCGGGGCCGCGGGCCGCGUGGCGCGGGAAUGGAGGGACAGCUGGAGCGCCCGGCCGUGGGACCGGGAGGGCAGCGGGAAGUGGUGGAGCAGUUGGAGAACCUGGCCGUGGAGCCGGGCGGGCAGCGAGAGGUGGUGGAGCAGCUGGAGAAACCGGCCUUGGGGCCAGGCGGGCAGCGAGAGGUGAUGGAUCAGGUGGAGAGCCCGGCCGUGGCGCCGGGCGGGCAGCGGGAGGUGGUGGAGCAGAUGGAGAGCCUUGCGGUGGCGCCGGGCGGGCAGCGGGCGGCCGGCCAGGAGAUGGUGCAGAGCCCUGCGGAGGGCGGUGGGGAAGCCCAGGCCCCUCUGCCCCCCGCCGUGGGACCGCGGCGCUCGCCGCCGCCCGCCUGGCCCCGCUCUCCCGCUGCCGACGCGUCCUCGUCGGACUCGGACAGUGACACAGAUUCAGAUAGUUCAUCAACUACACUCUUCUCUUCAUCUUCAGCACUAUCUGAUGAAGAUGUUCAUCCACAUGAGAAGGAUAACAGAUCUUACUGUCUUAGGACAAAGGAUGAGUUGCCUAUUGAUAAAUUGCCUCCUGUUGAAGACUUAUCAAUAGUUCUUCCAGAUAAUGUUGAACUGAAGCUCUUUGGGACAGUUUCCAGUGUCGUUGAGCAGCUAGUAAUAAUUGAAUCACUGAGAGGCCUACCUCCAGUAAAUGAGGAAAGCAUUAUUUUUAAAGAAGAUCGGCAAGCAGUAGGAAAGAUAUUUGAGAUAUUUGGUCCUGUUUCACAUCCUUUUUAUGUGCUAAGGUUUAACAGCUCUGAGCAUAUCAAAGAGAAGGGUAUUAAUGUGCAAGAUAGCAUGUAUUUUGCUCCAUCAGUAGAGGACUUCACCCAGUAUAUAUUUGCAGAAAAACUAAAACAGGAAAAAGGUUCAGAUGCAUCUUGGAAGAAUGACCAAGAACCACCACCUGAAGUUUUGGAUUUCAGUGAUGAUGAAGUAGAAAGAGAGGCAAAACAGAAGAAAAAGAAGGCUCAAAGUCAAGGAAGGAAGAAAGUCAGAUCAGACACACUUCCAUCAAGUGAGAAUAAAGAACUUCAUCACUCAGUGCAACAGCCUGCUUCAAGUUACUCAAGGGGGUACCGUGGCAGAGGGUUCUCCAGGGAUCUGUUUCCUCCUCCAUCUGGCCCUCGAGGGUUUUUCAGACCACAAGUAAGACCACCACCACUGGUCUUUUCAGACAGGAGGAUGCACCAGGAACCACCAGUGUUUCCACCACCUCCCCGAAGAGAAAAUCCAGUGAUGCAACAGUAUGCCUUUCCUCCUCCAGAUUUAGGUUAUGCCAAUGAUUGGCAUCAAUUCCACCCUCCGCCUUCAAAUAUGAAUAUGAUGUGGACAGGCCCAAACGUGUACAACUCAUCCUACUCAUUUCUGCCACCACCGCCGCCACCACCGCCACCUCCUCCUCCAGACAGCCAUCCUCCUCCCUUCAGGCCUUUAUGAGAUUCCGUACGGGUCCAUGUAGAGCGCUGCAGUUUACAGGGAGAAAGAACAGCCUGCCAGGACUGCAUUCCUUUAUUUUGGAGAUGCUUUCUUUUACUGCAGAGGUAGAACAAAUGCAGAAUUUUGUGCUUUAUGGGACAUCUGUAGGAAAUUAUUUUUUUCUAUGUUUGUUUUCUGUUUAAAAAAAAAGUAUAUUAUAAAUUUAACUGAAUAUUGAGUAAUAGUUUAUUUUUAUAUUAUCUGCUACUUUAAGAUGAUAAAUAAAAGCCUUUUGGAGAUUGGUA
This is a messenger RNA of Passer domesticus (house sparrow), 1770 nucleotides long. It is a transcript of the gene NAF1, whose product is annotated as nuclear assembly factor 1 ribonucleoprotein. Lineage: Eukaryota; Metazoa; Chordata; Aves; Passeriformes; Passeridae. The transcript is spliced from 8 exons. Gene Ontology annotation, biological process: ribosome biogenesis; pseudouridine synthesis; box H/ACA snoRNP assembly. Bases 35 to 1486 code for a protein of 483 amino acids. Gene Ontology annotation, cellular component: sno(s)RNA-containing ribonucleoprotein complex. Gene Ontology annotation, molecular function: RNA binding. The record is from RefSeq and is a predicted model, not a curated record.